AUGCCUAUCUCUUUGGUAGAUUCAACAGUGAGUACCAUUGCCAAUGGUCUCGUUGGAACGGUUCAGAAGGUCUUAAAGAGAGGUGCUGCCAAUACGAUGUCUGUCAAUCUCAACAAUGGAACCAAUAAGUUCAAGAGACUGUCGAAACCAACUCUACCUGUCAAACAAAAGAUUCAAUCAAUUAAACAGCAGUUAGCCAAUGGUAAUAGUAGUAGUAGUAGUAGUAAACAAACAACGACAAACGAUAAAGACGGUGAAGAUAACAACGUCGAUCAUAAGGAUACCGUGAUCGAUCACGACCAAGACACUCCACCAAAGAAGAGCGAGAAUCUGAAACGGUUCGAAUCCGAUAUGGAAUCCAGUGGAAAAGUAUUGUUGCAUCGUGUCAUCAAAUUCAGAGAAUCAGCUAAACCUCUAGAGGAUCCAAAUACUUUACUCAAAAGAAAGUAUAAACCUAUCAACAAGUUGGUUACUACAACAACAACUACAACAUCUACAACUCUUAUAAAGAAACAACAACAACAACAACAGAAAGAAGAGAUUUUAGAUGAUAAUAUAUUACAUCCACCAAAGAAGAUACUGUUUCCAGCGGAUCGUAUCGAUGCUAUGAUGCUGUGGAAGACCAUUCGUAAGGUUGGCUCCGGUCUGAACAACAUCGGCUCGUUGAAUCCACGCGAAUCAAUGACCACGGUGAUCGGAAGUAUUUUCGGUGGCUACCUACAGAGUCAGGUGAAGUGCUCGGUUUGCUCGUACGAGUCAAACACAUUCGAUCCGUUCAUGGAUCUCAGUGUCGACAUUAACCAAGCGGACUCGCUAAGCAAAGCGCUCCAGCGAUUCGUCAAGGCGGAGCAACUCGACGGUUCCAACAAAUACAAAUGUUGCAAGUGCAAGAAGCUUGUCAAAGCGUCGAAGCGCAUGACCAUCCACGUCGCGCCACCCGUCCUCACCGUGCAACUGAAGCGAUUCAGCUUCCUCGGUUUCCACGGUGGAAAGAUUAGCAAACCCGUACAAUUCGAUCCCGUAUUGAAUUUGACACCCUACAUGACUACUUCCACUAAUGAUGUUGUAUAUGAUCUAUAUGGUGUGUUGGUACAUGCUGGAUCAUCUACUAAUUCCGGACAUUAUUAUUGCUAUACAAAGUCAUCGAGUGGCGUUUGGCAUGGAUUGAACGACGAGUCUGUCAGUCAGCCGGUUGUUGCAUCGCCAAAUGUCCAAAUCGAAUCAUUGGCAUUGACAUCCAACAGCAAGAAGAGAAAGAUAUUAGAUAGCGAUGAACAACAACAGCAACAACAAACUACUCAGAGUCAAUCAACUAUCACAGAAAAGAAGAAAAAGAUUGAUAAUGAAUCGAAUCAAACAACCACCACCACCACAUCAUCAUCUUCAUUAAUGGUUAGACAAUGGGAUGAUAAAUCUAUUGACGAAACAAAACAGAAAAUCAUUGAAGAACAAAACAAUAUUGCAUCCAAAACUGGACAACAAUUAAAACAAGCAUCCAGAGAUAAAGAUAGUCAAUUUGAUUUCAAGAUUGCUAAAUGGGAUAAUGUAGAUGAUGAAACUUUGAAAGCACAAAAGGAAUUGAUGAAGGAUGAAUCAUUGAAGGAAUUGGUUCACAAGAAGGAUGAAUGGGAUGAAGAGUUUGAUAAAGGAAGAACCAGAAAGCUAAAGAAGAAGAAGAAUAUCAACUUUGCUGAGAAUCAAUUCAAUAGUUUGUCGAGCAUUUUACAAAAGAAGAAGGAAGAUCAACUUAAAUACGGUGAUCAGACUCAAACACAACAAUCAAACGGUAGAAAGUUUGGUCGUACUACUACUAAUACUAAAAAUAAUAACAUUAGAACAACAAACAACAACCGAGGUAAUAAUAACAAACCAAAUAAUUUUAAAAGAAAACAACAACAACCUGCUGGAAAAGGAAAAUUCAACAGAAAAUAA
Molecule: messenger RNA, 1932 nt
Organism: Heterostelium album PN500
Lineage: Eukaryota; Evosea; Eumycetozoa; Acytosteliales; Acytosteliaceae
Product: peptidase C19 family protein
Exons: 5
Coding region: 1-1932 (643 amino acids)
Biological process (GO): protein deubiquitination
Cellular component (GO): nucleus; cytosol
Molecular function (GO): cysteine-type deubiquitinase activity; cysteine-type endopeptidase activity
Source: RefSeq, a predicted model, not a curated record